Molecule: messenger RNA, 2933 nt
Organism: Monopterus albus (swamp eel)
Lineage: Eukaryota; Metazoa; Chordata; Actinopteri; Synbranchiformes; Synbranchidae
Gene: aire
Product: autoimmune regulator
Exons: 13
Coding region: 85-1440 (451 amino acids)
Biological process (GO): regulation of transcription by RNA polymerase II; humoral immune response
Cellular component (GO): cytoplasm; nucleus
Molecular function (GO): DNA-binding transcription factor activity, RNA polymerase II-specific; DNA binding; translation regulator activity
Source: RefSeq, a predicted model, not a curated record
UCCUACAGUACUGUUUCUUUUGCUGUUGGUGUGGCUGUGUAGGACACUCUAGAGAAGCACGGUCGGGAAGGGAUCCAUAAGGCCAUGUACUCGCUCCUGUCCUGGGUCCUAGAGCAGAGCAGAUCCACCAUCGAAGCUUUCUGGAGCAACAUGACUAAAGACUACAACCUGGACAGCUACCCCAAGCUGCAGACACUGGUCUCUAACCCGCACUCGAAACGGGAUGUUGCAGGUACUAGAGGUGAGAAGAGAUCUUCUGGAGGUCACAAAACUCCUCACACCAAAAAGAGGAGCCACAAGGACGGAGAGAUCAACCACCACAAUCAGCACUCACAGUAUCAUGCCAAGACAAGUGACGGACCAGGGGGAAACGUGAAGUUAUACAGAGUGAAGAGUGAAGCUCCAGACCCUCAGCUGGCAUCUGGAAAAAGUGUGCAGGCAGUGUCCUCAUCAGUCCAGAGAGGAGUCACGCUCUCUUCAGCCUCCUCCACUGAGCUGCCACUCAGCCAUAAAACCAGAGAAAAGAUCCAUAUCAAGCAGGUGUUUGGCUCAGAUGGGACUGCCAGGAAGUGCAUUAAAGUUGGUGGGGAGUUUUACACUUGUCACCCAUCAGAGGAAAUAACUGGAGCAUCCAAGUCCAAAGCUGCUAAGAGCACAUUCCACCACAAGGGGGAGACAACCACAGGCCUGGUUCACUAUAAUGAUGAUGAGUGUGCGGUGUGUAAGGACGGAGGGGAGCUGAUCUGCUGUGAUGGCUGUCCCCAAGCUUUUCAUCUGACCUGCCUCAACCCUCCACUCACAUCCAUACCAAGUGGCCCUUGGCAGUGUGAAGGGUGCUGUGGUAACAGAGUGAAAAGAGAGGAAACCCUGAUACCUUUACAAUCACUGAUGGCCCGGCCUCAGCAUUCAAUCACCAGCUCCACUAACUCCAUCACAGACGUCUCCUUCUUCCCCUCCAUGUCGUCCUCCUCCCUCACAAGUGGCACAGCUUCUUUGAACACUCCCAGUGGCAGAAACCAGUGCUCAGGUGGAGAGCUGAUCAAUGUGAGGGAGGUGUGUGGUGUUUGUCGCCUUGGAGGAGGGGACCUGACUCGCUGCCUGCAGUGUUUGGAGCGUUUCCAUGUACACUGCCAUUUCUCCAAAGAAGCGUCUGACUCACUCAGUGUUUGCACGUUUGCUAGAGGGAGGUCCAUCUGCUCAUCCUGCUCCAGGCCCUGGGGCAGCUCAGCAGAAAAAGAGGCUGAAUCCAGUGGCUCACAGUUCACCCCAGUGGUUCAAAAUGCACUUGGUCAUGAUCAGAGCUCAUCUGUCUCUGAGUCCAUCCUCCAUAAAGAUGAACUCGACUCCAUCCUGGGAGAUGGCUCUAUUGAUGGCAUCUUUCAGUGGCCUUUCCACAACAUCUCUCGGCCUCUUCCGGACUCUCAGGGAUGUUACCAGUGACAGACACACAUGCAAAAUCUAUGACAGCAUAAGUGCUUCCACAUUUCCUCCCUCUCUUUGCAGCAUUACACCAUGGCUGAACAAGACUAAUUGUUUAGGACAUGGGAUCAGCACUGAUGUGGGAUGGUUGGCAAAAUACACACUUUAGCUACUGCAGUGGUUCUGUACAUGCAUAUACUGUAGUUGUAUGUAUUUUCAUUUUUGCAUGUGUUUUUAUGUGAAUGAGAACUGUUUAUACCUUCAGGGAAAACAAUGCUGGACAGAAUAGGAGAGGCCAUAGUUUUGCUGCAGAUCCUUCAGAGACACAUUAAUGUCAGAUAAGAACAGUGUCCCAUAAUAAUAAACCAAUGUCUUCAAGUACAGCAAUAAGAAAACAAAGACAAUGCAAUCUUCCAUGUGUCCACAACAACUGUUUUUCUCUCUCUCUCUCUCUCUCUCUCUCUGUGUGUGUGUGUGUGUGGAUAUGGAGAAGAAUUCUCACGUUCUACCAGAUGGUUUCAAUACGAUGAGGUAUGCACACUGAGAAAUGCCUCUGUUUAAAAGGAAUUCCUUCAAGACUAUCACAUAGAUGAGGAAUGUUGUUUUUGUCAUGGGAUUCAAGAGUUUUAGCAUGACUGCCAGAGGGAUGGAGCUCGGCCAGACAGCACACAGAUCUUUCCCCCUUGGUAUUUGGUUGCCAUGGACCCCAGCUCCUACAGGCCCAAAACAGAGGAUGAGAAACGUAUUCACUCCAGCGUGUGUUUGUGCAUGUGCGCUUCUGUUUGUUUAUCAGUCCACUUUCUAAAUGGUUUGGGAAACAUUCUGUGUUCUUGAGGGUGGUGUGUACUUGCAGGAAAAGUAACAUCAAUAACAGAAACUUCAUUUUUUUGGUUGUUUUUUUUUAAGAGGGGAAAGAAUCAAGCACUAUUUCAGGCAAUGAGAAUAACAGCUCACAGCCUUAGUUCCUCAUUCUGUGGUCUAUUCUAGCUGAGAUGGUAUUUUGCAUAAAAACCAGCUUACAUUGUUUCCUUAAUUGUGUAAGCUUCUAUCAUGACUCGUGUUUUACCGCACCACAUGAGCGACCACAUGGAAAAACAUGAACUAUCCUGAGAGCUCCCUCGGUAACACCUUCUGACCACUAGGUGGCACCCGUGAGAACAAUGGAGUUGUACAUUGGUCCAGUGGACCAUGACGCUCAAGUGAUACACUAUGUUAGUAUGUUAAGAGGAAGUGUUUCCUUUAACAAAACAGUGUUGGCAAAAGCGUGGGAAUUGCCCAGAUUUCAUCACAACAAAAGAUGUUUGUCACAGCUAUUUCCUACACAAAUAUGACAAACAGAUGAGCUUUACACAGUCCAGUGUUUGAACGCAGCUAUUUUCUCAAAUACUGUACUUAGGUGCAAUUUUAGGUACAUGUACUUUAGCUGACUAUUUACAUUUUAAACAACUUUAUUCUUCAAUUUCACUUAAAUUUAAAGGGAGUUACUUUUUGUUCUAAGUAUUUUUCUAGAUUAC